GGGAGGCGGGAGCAAGCUACCACGAUGCACCUUUCUGCUGUACUUUCUUUCUAAAACUUUGAAUUCAACCUGCAAUGCAGCUAAGUCUUGUAACUGCUCACUCUCUUAAUUCAUUGUAAAAAGUUUAUGCCAAAAUUAUGAACCGUCGCAAUUUUUUGUAAUCUGCAAUGCUAUCCAGUAAAAAGUUUCCCCUUAUUUAAGAUCGGGCAGAGGUGACAGAUUCAGUGGAAAUGCGGGAUCCACGCAGCGGUGUGCCAUGGUCCCUGGUUAAGAAUCGCAUGUGGGCAUAUCAGGAAAUUAUGGCGGAGGCACUGGUUGUCCUGUGGAUCAGCAGUCAAAUCUCGGUUAAAUUUGGCACAAGCGUCUUCCAGCAAUGGCAGACGGGCCGAACCGCUUCCGAUUAUCCAACCAGCCUGGAUGAUGUUCUUGAAUACUUCGGAUAUAAAUUUCGUGGAUGCGCUUUAGCGGGCAUGCUGGCGCACUGGAACGGUUCUCCCGCCAGAAAUUCGCCAUCGCCAGAAGUGACCGACAUCCUUAAGCAAAUCAGUCCUUUGCGAGCCAAUCUGGGCUAUGCCGGCGCCGUGAUCACGGUGUGCGCCACCAUCAUGCUGAGCUUAUCCAUUGCCGGUUCCCUCAUCGUCAACCGACACUGGCGGCCUCCGAAACGGACAUCGUCGCCGACGCAUCUGCGCGGUUGCGGUCGCAUUACGGCGUUCUUACUGUACCAUCUCCACAGUAACACUGGUCCCGAUAAGACGAAAGAAAAGAUCCCGGUGAAUUCCUGCUGCUCCAUACUGAGCCUGGAUCUUCUCGGUCUGGUUACUCUUAUUUGUACUCCUGUAUUGUGUAUUAUCUUCUGUACUCUGCCGGCUAUCAUUCUGCUGGCAAUUAGUCUCUUGGUGGUCGUUGCGGAGUUCGGAGCCGAAGCUGCGUAUCCGUGUUGGGUGGGAUUUGUCUGCCUGAUGAGCCUGCAUUGCACCGGCCGGCUUUGGGGAUUGUGGAUAAGUGACGGUUACACUGCCUGGAUGUGCAGAAAAAUAAGGAGGAGUUCUGCCGUUCGUGGCCCCAUCGACUCUUCAGAACCCGAAUAUUUCACAGAACCUACAGAUAGUGCAGCUUUAUUGGCUUCAGAAAAGGAAGAUUUAGAUGAUGACGAUGUUCCCGACAACGAUGAUGAUGACAGUGACUCCGACAACGAUGACAAUGAUAAUUUUCCACCCGCUCGCUGUGCAAUGGUGGUUUCCGGCACUUUGACCGUGUUAUACUAUGCAUUGGAGUUAUCUGUCAACUUUCCCAGAGUAGCUUCAUUGUUCGGAGUCAAUCAGUCUCUUCCCAUGGCUCCCUGCAUGGAAUGCUGUAUUAACGACGAGGCGAUCUUGAACCCCGGAAGCGCAAUGUUUUCGUACUGGGGCUGGGGCGAGCUUGACCGGUUCAACAACAGCCAAACCGAAUCUUUAGUCAAAUUCUCACCAUCGGGUUUCGCGCAGUUCAUCGGCGGAGUACUCUCAAUAUAUAGCAUCCUAGCAAUUUUUUACAUCCUUCUGGCAUGCAUAGGGCUGGUACUUUACGUGAUUGGCCUGGGCUUAGGUCGUGUGAUGACUUGGUUCAUGCAUGACACGGAUGGAAACGAUGGCAGGGCCGCCGAAAGCCUCGGGACACAAUUGCGAAAGACAGCAAGGAAAGUGGCUAACGAGUACCUGCGGCUGCAUACAUCAGCAUCCAUCAGCAUUUGCGUGUGCGACCGAAUGGUCAACAUUGUGGGCAGGAUUAUUAUCGUCCUCCGGCGAACGGCAUGUUGGUUGCUCCUUCCGAUACCAGUAUUACGACUCUUUCUCACAGAACGAAUGCAGCUUCCUGGAUUAAUAGCAGUUUUGACUGGCUAUCUGGUGUGGGUGUAUGGGAGCAGCAUCUAUGGCCGUGGGGCAAUUUGUGGUGAAAAAUACAGAAUCAUUGCGCAGAAGCCGUACCCACGCAGACCAUUUAUACCAAAAGAGUAUACACGGGAAGUGCCCGGCCAGACAAGAAAAGCGCCAAGUUGUCCACAUUGCGCGCACUGUCAGAUUCUGAAUCCGGAUACAACGGUUGACAACGAAGACUGAGUGCUUACUGGUUAGUUGUGCAGUGUGUCGUCCGUCCGACUUCAUCAAAUCGCUGCUUAAUGCUCGAAUUCGCAUUCGAAGGCAUGUCGAUGGACAUUUCGAGCAUGCUGAGGGUUCUACUGCAGUGAGCCCGCUGGACGCAUCCGAAUGCAACACGUACCGGACGCGCUUGCGGACUAACUGAAAAUUGCGGACUAAUGCUACGCUAUGAAUGUGAGGCUGUAGGUCCGUGAUACAUAUAGACACAGGCCAGGCUGUCAUUUGUUGUCGCAGUUUUCUGCCUCUACCGGGCCAGAUAGAUACUUUCAGUACAACUAUGUUUGCUCGGAGGCAGUCCAACCAUACACUGUAUUUUCGGUAAACUUGGCAAAAUGUGAUUACAUUAAUGGCAUAAACUACCGUAUUCCAUGCAUGCAUGUUAUCAACGUUAGCAUAUCUGGU
Molecule: messenger RNA, 2540 nt
Organism: Paramacrobiotus metropolitanus
Lineage: Eukaryota; Metazoa; Tardigrada; Eutardigrada; Parachela; Macrobiotidae
Exons: 5
Coding region: 231-2099 (622 amino acids)
Source: RefSeq, a predicted model, not a curated record